This is a messenger RNA of Trematosphaeria pertusa, 1053 nucleotides long. Its product is annotated as alpha/beta-hydrolase. Bases 1 to 1053 code for a protein of 350 amino acids. The record is from RefSeq and is a predicted model, not a curated record. NCBI's taxonomy places the organism in Eukaryota, Fungi, Ascomycota, Dothideomycetes, Pleosporales, Trematosphaeriaceae. Gene Ontology annotation, molecular function: hydrolase activity. The transcript is spliced from 3 exons.
AUGUCGAAGACCAAUAUCUACCUUGAUCCACUGAACCAGGCUGUUGCGGAUGAGCUUGCUUCGGAGCCGCCGAUCGAAGAUCUAACCGUUAAGCAAUUCCGCGCGUUAUUCAAGCGGUUGCAGCAACACGAUCCUAUUCCGGGAGUAACGCGCACAAGCUUCACAGUUCCUUUUGAAGAUGGGGUGCAGGCCUUUGUCUUCAAGCCCAGCGGUGCAAGAGGCGACCUCCCGGUCAUUUUCUACCUCCAUGGCGGCGGAUGGAUCUUUGGCGACGCAGAGACAUACGAUAGUAUUUGCACCGAUUUAGCGUUGCAAACCGGGUUUGCGGUGGUAUUCCCGGAGUACACACUAUGUCCCGAAGCUCGUUACCCAACGCAGCAGGAGCAGUGUUAUGCUGUCGUGAAGUGGGUCUCCCAGCAUGGUCGAAGUAAAGGGCUGUCCCAAAGCGCCUUCGCUGUCGUCGGUGACAGCGCUGGAGGUCAAUUAGGGCCUGCUGUUACCAUCCUGUGCUCUACCCGGAAGCCAACCAUUCCUAUCCAGUACCAAGUCUUCCUCAGCCCAGUUACGGAUACGGUGACUAGCGACCGGGACACACCAAGUGAAUUCCGCUUCUUCAAUGGUCCAUUCCUCACUGUACCUUUUAUGCGCAAGGUCAUCGACAUGUACAUCCCCACGCCAAAAGAUCGGACGUCUGAACUUGCGACUCCCCAAAACAUCUCGCCGGAGCACGCAAAGAAGCAGCCACCAACCCUUAUCAUCAAUUCCGCGGUAGACCCGCUAAGGGAUGACGGGCUUCUUUACGGCCAAAUACUUCAGGAAGCUGGGAUCGACUGUACUAUCAUCACGGCGCACGGGCAGUUGCACGAUAGCUCGGUCCUCGAAGCUACGAGGAAGGGUCCAACACCGAGAACGCUCGUGCUGUUGGUUGCGACGGAGAUCAAGAAUCGCCUUAUUGGAGUCAAGUCGAAGAGGAUACUUGAGGAAGCUGAAGAGCCUUCUAAAGUAGACCGUCAGCCCGCGAAGAAGCGCAGGAAGACCAGGAAGUCGUACUAA